CAAAAAGUGAAUCAAAAUGGCUCUUUCCAAGAUUUCACUAGCCAUUGUUUUCUUCAUGGCCUUGACCAUGGCCCACCACUCCCUAGCCCAAAAUUCCCCACAAGACUUCCUUGCAGCGCACAAUGUUGUUCGAGCUCAAAUCGGAAUCAAGCCUCUUGCAUGGAACAACACCGUAGCCGCCUAUGCUGAGAACUAUGCUAAAUUGAGGAGUGCUGACUGCAACUUGCAACAUUCAAAAGGCCCAUACGGGGAAAACAUUGCAGAGGGCUCAGGUGAAUUUACAGCGGUGGAUGCGGUGAAGAUGUGGGCGGACGAGAAACCAAAGUAUGACCACAAUUCGAAUUCAUGUGUUGGAGGAGACACUGCAGGAUGCCUACAUUACACUCAAAUUGUUUGGCGCAACACAGCACAAAUUGGUUGUGCUAGAGUUCAGUGUCAGAAUGAAUGGUGGUUUGUCACUUGUAACUAUUAUCCACCGGGAAAUUAUGUGGGUCAACGUCCUUACUAA
Camellia sinensis is the source of this 508-nucleotide messenger RNA. RefSeq names its product basic form of pathogenesis-related protein 1-like. Gene Ontology annotation, cellular component: extracellular region. Lineage: Eukaryota; Viridiplantae; Streptophyta; Magnoliopsida; Ericales; Theaceae. The record is from RefSeq and is a predicted model, not a curated record.